AAACCACUGUCUGUCAUUGUAACUUUUGUCAGCAAGCCAGCAACCAAUGCAGAGAGAGAGAGAGAGAGAGAGUUGGUUCUGUUUCAAGAGUCAAAUUCUCAGCCAGCGAGCAAAAGAAGCUGGCAAGGAAAGAUCCCUCGACUACCCACCAAAGAAUUUUCUUCUUAAACUCCAUAAGCGAAAUCCGGUCAAUGCUCUCUCAGAUCAUUCUCUCUCUCUCUCUCUGUGAUGAUCGAUUUUGUUCCAAAAUAAGCUUGUAUUCUCUUUCUGCAUUCGCUUAUUCACUGGUUUUCACAUUUUAUUUCCGAUCUUACCUCUGGUUUAUCUCUUUUGCUGACCUUCCUAUCCGGCCACGAUGUAUAACACUGAUAUGCUCGUCAACUGUUCCACCUGCCGGACACCACUGCAGCUCCCGCCCGGCGCCAAAUCCAUAAGGUGCGCCAUCUGCCAAGCCAUUACGCACGUCGCUGACCCUCGUAGUGCUCCUCCUCCUCCUUAUUCCUAUAACUCACCCGCCCCUUACCAACCUCCGCUACCGUCGGCAUCCGCCCUUUCACCCUACAACCACGCGCCGCCGGGCCCCCCUCCUUCUCCCCACGGCCGCAAGAAGGCAGUCAUAUGCGGCAUAUCGUAUCGGUACUCCCGGCACGAACUCAAGGGCUGCAUCAAUGAUGCCAAGUGUAUGCGUUACCUCCUCAUCAAUCGUUUCAAGUUCCCCGAAUCUUCCAUCCUCAUGCUCACUGAAGAAGAAACUGAUCCAUACAGGAUUCCAACUAAGCACAACAUAAGGAUGGCAUUAUAUUGGCUUGUACAAGGUUGUCAACCAGGAGACUCUUUAGUGUUUCACUAUUCUGGUCAUGGUUCACAGCAGAGGAACUAUAAUGGUGAUGAGGUUGAUGGAUAUGAUGAAACCCUCUGUCCCUUGGACUUUGAAACUCAGGGAAUGAUCGUUGAUGAUGAGAUAAACGCAACAAUUGUUAGACCCCUUCCUCGUGGGGUAAAGCUGCAUGCAAUAAUAGAUGCUUGCCAUAGUGGGACUGUACUAGAUUUACCGUUCCUCUGCAGAAUGGACAGGAGUGGGCGUUAUGCAUGGGAGGAUCAUCGUCCUCAGUCAGGUGUAUGGAAAGGAACAAAUGGUGGGGAGGCCAUUUCCUUCAGUGGUUGUGACGAUCAUCAAACAUCUGCCGAUACCUCUGCUCUAUCUCAAAUCACUUCAACAGGUGCCAUGACUUACUGUUUCAUCCAAGCGAUUGAGCGUGGAGAAGCAACUACAUAUGGGAGCAUACUGAAUUCAAUGCGUGAUACAAUUCGUAACACAGGUAGUGACCUUGGUGGAGGUCCAGUGACAUCUCUCCUAACCAUGCUUUUAACAGGAGGUAGCUUCAGUCUCGGUGGUGGGCUGAGACAGGAGCCACAGUUAACGGCCUACAACACAUUCCAUGUUUAUGCCAAACCUUUCUCCUUGUGAUUUGUAUUCUCUCUCACACACACGAUCUACAAGCUACAGCUUCUUUACAUUGUGUUGACUGAUUCUGUACAGUUCAAACGGAUCCAGCCAUGGGGAAGUGCUUGAGGUCUAUCUUGUAAUGUCCUUGAAAUUUUCUUUGCGGACCUUGCCCUGUUUUCACCAUAGGAUGUAAUUUUAACGUAGGGCAAGAAAACAAUUUCACUCUGAAAUGUUCAUCCAUAUUUUUUCUCCUUUUGUAGUGGACACUUUGUUCACCCUAUUUAUAUUGAAUCUAAUGGAGGAAUUGCCAGAUUAUUUUACCAAAACAAGGAAGAGAGUUGCAGUA
Messenger RNA from Nelumbo nucifera (sacred lotus), 1793 nucleotides. Its product is annotated as metacaspase-1-like. Gene Ontology annotation, molecular function: cysteine-type endopeptidase activity. Lineage: Eukaryota; Viridiplantae; Streptophyta; Magnoliopsida; Proteales; Nelumbonaceae. Gene Ontology annotation, cellular component: cytoplasm. The record is from RefSeq and is a predicted model, not a curated record. Gene Ontology annotation, biological process: proteolysis.